CAUUGACAGAUCGUUUCAUUGUUUUAUUUCCCUCUUGAUUCAUUUUCAACACAUUUUCAAAUGAUCAAGAACACUGACUCCAGUUAUUAGACAAACAAAGUUACCAAGGUACGUAAGUAUCACUGAACACUUGUGAACCCGUCCAGACAGUUUUAACUCUCGUUACAAGCAGGACGUACAUUGAGACUUUUAUUGCUGUUGAAUCACAUCAAAAUGGCUCAAGCAAGACUGCUGGUUUCUGUCGUCGUUCUUCUCGGCACAUUGAUAAUCCAGACACUCGCCGAAGAGGCACAUGAAGAGGAUGGUUCCUGCUCCAAACAGUUCUACAACAACCAGAACAUCACGGUGGUGGCCGCGCCCGGGCCUGUCGGGCCUAAAGGGGACAUGGGACCCAGAGGCCAUGGUGGAACGCCAGGUGAGAAGGGUGUGAGAGGUGCGCCAGGUAAGCUGGGUCCCGUCGGACCGGCAGGUGAGAAGGGAGAUAAGGGUGAAAAGGGACUGGCAGGUGAGAAGGGAGCACCUGGUACCACCCCAGCUGUCGUGGCGUUUUCCGUGGUGCGAACCAAUAGCCUUACAAAUCCUUUGGUGAACACAGUGCUGACGUAUGACGUCAUCCUUAGCAACGUGGGCGGGGCCUACAACCAGGAGACGGGGAAGUUUGUGGCUGCAGUCGGAGGCGUCUACUUCUUCACCUUUACUGGUAUGACACAGAAUCUACCUAACACCAACUACUUCGUCUAA
Messenger RNA from Branchiostoma floridae (Florida lancelet), 741 nucleotides. Its product is annotated as complement C1q tumor necrosis factor-related protein 2-like. NCBI's taxonomy places the organism in Eukaryota, Metazoa, Chordata, Leptocardii, Amphioxiformes, Branchiostomatidae. Gene Ontology annotation, molecular function: protein binding. The record is from RefSeq and is a predicted model, not a curated record. The transcript has 2 exons. Bases 214 to 741 code for a protein of 175 amino acids.